Symbiodinium necroappetens is the source of this 375-nucleotide messenger RNA. NCBI's taxonomy places the organism in Eukaryota, Dinophyceae, Suessiales, Symbiodiniaceae. The record is from the annotation of a GenBank genome assembly.
AUGGACCUGUCGGCUGAUGGUUGGGCACAAGAGCCGGAUUCGUUGGAGAGACGAAUUUCUCGCACGGAGGCACAAGCCCAGAGACUAAAGGAGGAAGUUGCGACGGUGCUGCGUGGGUUGGCUGCUCUGAAGGAGCAAGUCAAAAGCGCAGAUGAUCUCGCAGGGGACCCCGGGAGUGAAGACAUGAGGAGAGAAAUUGAUGAAGUAUUGAAGAGACAGACGGAAGUCCUCGAAGAGAUGGUGAAAUCCACAGAGUCCUUUCCGAGGCGAUGGGCCCAGUUCGAGCUGAACACCAGCCAGCGCAAGUCCCUGAUCUUGAGCAUCAAGGCCAGAAAGGCUCACGAUCGAGUUCUGCGAGGAGAUGGUUCGCCUUGA